Messenger RNA from Cyclospora cayetanensis, 852 nucleotides. RefSeq lists its product as uncharacterized. NCBI's taxonomy places the organism in Eukaryota, Apicomplexa, Conoidasida, Eucoccidiorida, Eimeriidae. Gene Ontology annotation, biological process: tRNA splicing, via endonucleolytic cleavage and ligation. The coding region runs from base 1 to 852 and encodes 283 amino acids. Gene Ontology annotation, cellular component: tRNA-splicing ligase complex. The transcript has a single exon. The record is from RefSeq and is a predicted model, not a curated record.
AUGGAGGAGGAAGAGGGCGUCCAGACUGUUCUCAUUGGAGGAGUUGCUGUAGAGUCGAAGCCGCAGCGCCGGAGGCAGAAACCAAAUACUUGGAGCGACAAUGCAGCAAUACCUCUAGCGAACGUGGCAGCAGAUUCGGCAGCAGCUGGGGGGGCAGAAGCCGUCGAGAGCGAAGACUUUUCCUUCACACCCGAGCUUCAGUUUUCCCUCGUUCCCAGAGACGACCACAGCAGCAUUCCCACAACCACUGCCGCCCAAGCCAUGGGUAACAGUUCGUCGUGUGGAUUCGAAUACCAGGAUCACACAGCGGACAUAAUCGUCCAUGCAGUGGCUCGUUCUCUUAAGGGCGUGCUCAGUUUCCUCUCAUUUGGACUUUUCAAUUACAUGACUGAUCUAGCGUCCGUGGAGCCACGAUGCUGCUGCCCUCUGACUGCAAGAGGCACUGACCUCUCAGGCCUUCUUUUCGACUUCCUGAAUGAAAUGCACGCUCUUUAUGGGGAGCAGUAUUUCAUUGGGUGCAGCAUAAAGGGGCUUAGGAUCUAUCGAGGGACGGAUCCAGCAGGGGCAGAGGAAAACCAACUGCGAGAAUUCCUAUUUGCGACGUGUCAGGUGUAUGGAGAAGUAUUUGAUUCAAGGAAGCAUUCCCAAGGCACUGAAAUCAAAGCGGUUACAAUGCAUCAAAUGCGGUUGCUGCUGACGCAACAACAGGAACACCGAAAACAGCACCAGCGGGCUGAUGAUGAAUGGGUUGUGUUAGAGGAUCUGGCGAGCCUUUCCAAUAUCGAGGCGCUCUCCACAGCCCUACAGGAUGAGUCAAAACGUAUCGAGGCAUAUGUCGUCCUGGAUAUAUAA